AUGGCGACUCUGGCUGUCGCAACUGCGACUCAGGCCUAUUCAACCUAUGACAAGAAGAUCCUGUCCGACUCUCCCGUCCUCUACCUCUGCAUGGAUCCCGCCAGCUCCUCCACUGUUGAUGGCAACUCCACCGAGAAAGACCUGUCGGGUUCGGGUACGGAAGCACUCUACAACUGCGACUGUGGGACAAUGAUGUCAGCACACCUUCCCAACGGCGACAAAGCCGUCAACUUCACCGGCACGCAAUAUCUCGAAGUUGCAUCCUCCCCCAACUACUCCAUCCCCACCACCGGCGGUCUCACCCUCGAAGCCUGGAUCGCGCCCUCGACGUUGCAGUUCGCUGACGAUGAGUCGACUGGUUAUGUCCACUGGCUGUCAAAGGGCACGACGCAAGCUCCGGAAUGGGUGUUGAGGAUCUACUCGUACAACAACACCGAGAACCGUCCAAACCGAAUCUCGGCAUACGCGUUUAAUCAAACUGGUGGGUUUGGAUCGGGCUCGUACUUCCAGGAUGCGGUGACGGUGAACCAAUGGAUCCACGUUGUCGGCUCCUACAACCAGACCGCGUCGACAAAAUAUCCCCGCGGGUACGUCAAGAUUUACAAAAAUGGAAUCCUCCGCGGUACCACCGGUUUGGAUCAAUACAACACAGUCCCCUGGUCCGGCACGGACCCCCUCCGCGUCGGUACCCGCGACUUCCGCUCAUUCUUCGAGGGAGCGAUUGGCAAAGUAGCUGUGUACCCUCGAGAACUGGACGCAUCGACGAUUAUGGGGCACUAUGAGGCGAUGACGAGUAACGGAACAGCGUACAUGUAUUCGUAUUGA
This is a messenger RNA of Saitoella complicata NRRL Y-17804, 825 nucleotides long. Its product is annotated as concanavalin A-like lectin/glucanase. The transcript has a single exon. Lineage: Eukaryota; Fungi; Ascomycota; Saitoellomycetes; Saitoellales; Saitoellaceae. The record is from RefSeq and is a predicted model, not a curated record. Bases 1 to 825 code for a protein of 274 amino acids.